AUUAAUAUGACCCUCUAAACUCUUCCACGACGGCAAACAUCGAAAACCCUAGAAGAAUUUGCAGCUGAGAGAUGGCUAUUCUUUCCGACUACGAAGAGCCGGAAGCUAAUGCGCCUUCUUCCUCGGCCACCGCAACCAAGCCGUUUAAGGCUUCUCUGGAUCCCGCAAACCCGCUUGGGUUUCUUGAGACGGUGUUUGGGUUCCUCGCGCGCGAAUCUGAUUUGUUCAAGAGCGAUUCAUUGAUCAACGAUGUGAAUGCGGUGGUAAGGAUGGUUAAGGAGAAGGUCCAAACCCAGGAGCGAAUGCAGAAGGAGAAGGACCGUGGGACGAACGGGAAUAUUGACAUAGAGAUGAAAGAGGCGCCCAUCCCUGCCGCGGCUGCACCUCCAAAGGAGGUGAAAGCAGAGGAUGAUACGGCUGCUGAUUCCAAGGAGGAAAAUAAGAACGGGCCAAGAGCUCCUAACAGUGGAAAUGGACUUGAUAUGGAUAACUACUGUUGGACUCAAACCCUGCAGGAGGUCAAUGUCACUGUCCCUGUGCCUCCUGGAACAAAGUCAAGGUUCAUCAUAUGCGAGAUUAAAAAGAACCAUCUUAAAGUUGGAGUUAAGGGUCAGCCACCAGUUAUUGAUGCUGAACUCUACAAGCCUGUCAAGGUUGAUGAUUGCUUUUGGAGCUUGGAGGAUCAAAAAUCCAUCUCUGUACUGCUAACUAAGUUCGAUAACAUGGAGUGGUGGAAAUAUUUGGUCAAGGGUGAUCCUGAAAUUGAUACACAAAAAGUAGAGCCCGAAAAUAGCAAACUAUCAGAUUUAGACCCUGAGACGCGGUCAACUGUGGAAAAAAUGAUGUAUGACCAGAGACAAAAAACCAUGGGUCUUCCAACAAGUGAUGAGAUGCAGAAACAAGAAAUCCUAAAGAAAUUCAUGUCUGAGCACCCGGAAAUGGACUUUUCCAAGGCCAAGUUUAGCUGAUCGACAGUGCCUACUUUUGGUCUCAGUGGUGGUGCUGAUGCAUAUUUGUUAGUGGCAAGAAAAUAGGCCAUUGUGUUUCUUCAUUGCAGUUGAUAUGUCCUGUCUUGUGUUGGGUUGUGCAGUCAGUAUAUGAUCAAUCUUCUUGCUUUUGGUAACUAUUAUGAACUUAUAUGAUGACCAAUUUGAACAAAUAUGCUUGUGCAAUGCUUUAAUUGACUCAAGAUUUUGCUACAAAUCAUUUUUUGCAUCAACAUUAUCUGACACUUCCUGAUUAUUAGGAUUUCAUACAUUAUUGCUGUAGGCAGUAGAUGUCUCCAUU
Messenger RNA from Cuscuta campestris, 1287 nucleotides. The record is from the annotation of a GenBank genome assembly. NCBI's taxonomy places the organism in Eukaryota, Viridiplantae, Streptophyta, Magnoliopsida, Solanales, Convolvulaceae.